AUGGACGGUUCCGGGACGUGGCCGAGCGAGCUGGUCGAGUGCACAUCGUUGGACAUCUACGGCCGGCUCCCGGUCGCCGAGCUGACGCUGGCAACCUCCUACGCCGCGUACCUGGUCUACGGCCUGGCGGACGGGCACCGCGGCCUGAGCUUCCAGGACCAGGAGACGACGGUGGCGCUGGCCUCCCGCUCCGGCCACGUGGGGGCGGGGGCGGCGCCGCGCCACGCCGUGUGCCUCCAUCCCGACGAGGCAGAGGCGCGCAAGUUCAGGGCCGUCUCCCGCGGAACCGGCGCCGAGGAGACGAGGCCGCCGAGGCUGCGGGAGGACGGGUGGUUGGAGAUGGAGAUGGGGCGGCUGCGCACGCCCGGCGACGACGGCGAGCAGGAGACCGCGGUCGCGGGCGAGGAGGAGGUGGUGGUGAGCUUCGAGGUAGGGUGGUACCUGAAGCGCGGGCUCAUUGUCGAAGGCGUCGAGUUUAGGCCCGUCUACUUAUUUGGGCCUUAA
Molecule: messenger RNA, 504 nt
Organism: Miscanthus lutarioriparius
Lineage: Eukaryota; Viridiplantae; Streptophyta; Magnoliopsida; Poales; Poaceae
Source: the annotation of a GenBank genome assembly